UGAAAAGUUCAGGUACUAUUUUCAUUCCUCUGCAGGAAGCUUUGCAUGUACAUACAUGUACAACUCUGAUGCAUAGACGUUAUGUCGCUAUCUCUGGCGAAGUAGGAAAUAAUAACAAUCAUACCAUUUACCCCAGUCAAUUCCAAAAUUGCCCAGAUACAACACAGCACGGCACAACGAGGAUACCCGGUAAAGCCAUUCGAAUGCCCUAAUCAAGACUCAGGAGCUUUCAUUCAAUGCGUUAUUUUAUUUUAUUUUAUUUUUUUCUUCCCUAACCGAGCGUUCCAUGGCACGGAUAACUUUCCGUCUGUCUGGAUUAUGUUGUGUUUUCUUGUUUAGCCUUCCUCAACGCAAAACAUGUACCUUAAAAGAUAAAUGUUGAAUAGCUGCACGUCCAUGUUGAGUGUGCUCGAGAGAUGAAAAUUUCUGAUGCAUCUUUCUAGGUCGAAGCAUCACCUGCGUACACCGUGCCAGGGGUCUUGCGUAUGGCUGGCCGCGUUUAAAACCUUUACGAGGUUGAAGACAGGUUUUCUGCCUACGAGCAGCGCGGUAGGAUGAUAACACAUGACGGUUUCCGGUUCUGUUGGCCGCAAUUUUCUGUCCGAGCAUGCAAUUGGGCUUGUAUCUGUUUGUUCUCUGAAGAAUGGAACCAGACAUUUUUUCAGGUUGACAGCAAUUCCAGGGGAGUGAGUUUGUGGGAUCAAUGCUAUAUAAGACUCGAUGAAUCGCCCUAUACUCGAGACAUUAUAGAUGUGGAAAGCACAAACGCACUCACGCUCAUUCCUUUGGUGUGUUCCAGUAUAGUCAAUCGCUAUGGCGGGCUCACAAGUCUAUACUCUCCUUUUUUUGGCUUUCUUGUCUUUCGUUCAAAUUGGAUAUGCAUAUCCAUGUCCGGAUUCAUCUAACCCCGAAGAUUGCGACGAUGCCUCUGCAGUAUCCAAAACUACCACCAACAACACUGUUCACUUUAAUCUGACACUGACUUGGGAAGACUGGUCCGUGGCAGGCAAGACCAGAAAGAUGAUCCUAACCAAUGGCCAGUUCCCUGCCCCGACCCUUCGCCUGAAACAGGGCGAUGAUGUCGAAGUUCUGGUCAAUAAUUCGCUUCCUUUCUCCACGACGGUUCAUUUUCAUGGAAUCGAACAGCUCGGUACCCCCUGGUCUGACGGUGUGCCCGGUCUGUCUCAACUAGCCAUCGAGCCGGGUGAUUUGUUUCUGUACAAAUGGAACGCCAACAACCAUGGUAUCUAUUGGUACCACGCGCACCGCAGAGGUCAGAUCGAUGAUGGCCUGUAUGGUGCAUUAUACAUCCAGCCGGAUGAUUCGGUGGAGAGGCCGUUCAGUUCCAUAGCAGAUAGCAACUCGACUGAGCUCCAGGCCAUGUUGGAUGCGGAGACAGAUACGCAACCUGUCAUGCUCUCGGAUUGGCUGCAGUUUACUUCUGGCGAAGUCUGGGAGUAUGAGCAAGAAACAGGGCUGGAUGCACACUGCGUCACUUCGUUGCUGAUCAAUGGGAAGGGCUCCGUGCAAUGCUUGCCCCAGGAUACUAUCAAUACGUGGACGACGGACACCCAAAAGACGAUCCUUAACGGCUCCAGCUUGACUGAUAUGGCAUGCGUCCCUGCAACAAACAUUCUCCUCCAAGGAAACUAUGAGCACAAUUAUAGUGCGGUCCCUCAGGGUUUGUUUUCGGGUUGCGAGCCCUCUCAGGGCCCCACAGAAGUAUUCGAGGUCGAUCCCUCCAAGGGAUACGUGAGUUGGGAUCUCAUCAGCGCCGCAAGCUUAAUAUCGUACGCAUUUUCCAUCGACCAGCAUCCGGUGUAUGUGUACGCUAUCGAUGGCCGGUACAUCAACCCGAUGCUUGUGGAGGCCAUCGAAAUAUCAUCUGGCAGUCGAUACUCGAUCCUCGUGCCACUGGACCAGCCAGCAGGAAACUAUUCCAUCCGGUUGGUGAACGCCGGUGUCAAUCAGAUCAUCAAUACCACUGCCGUCCUUUCCUAUACCACGCUGGAUGCAAGCCAGGCCUCUCCUCCGUCCCAGCCGUAUAUCGACAUUGUUGCGAAUCUGACAACUUCUAAUGCAACCUACCUCGACGAAACCCAGGUAGUCCCCUUCCCGGUAGAGACUCCGGCGGCAUCGGACCAAGUCGCUGGAACCUUCAUUCUCACAAUCUCCCAUUUCAACGCGUCCUAUCUUUGGACCCUUGGCAACAGCAGCUAUGAACUGAAAUACGAGGAUUCGCAGCCAUUGCUGUUUAAUACUACCUCGAUCCCCUCCUACCUGACCAUCAGCACCCAGAACGGCAGCUGGAUCGACCUGAUUUUCUUUGUCAACAACUCUGACGCUAUCCAACCACCACAUCCCAUUCAUAAACACUCUAAUAGGUAUUUUGUCAUCGGCCAGGGUGACGGCAUGUGGAAUUGGUCUUCCGUCGCAGAGGCGCAACAGUAUAUCCCGAACAGCUUUAAUUUCGACAACCCGCAAAUCCGCGAUACUUUCAGAACUCUAACUGCGACAGGGCCGAAUUGGAUGGCUGUUCGGUACCAAGUCGUUAAUCCGGGCGCUUUUCUCUUGCAUUGUCAUAUUCAGGACCACUUGAGUGGAGGUAUGGCAUUGGCACUUCUGGAUGGUGUGGACGUCUGGCCAGCUAUCCCCGAAGAGUAUCAGCCAGGGAAUAAUGGUGGUGUGUAAUAUACACGUGCUAGCGGGGAAGGGUGCAGGA
Messenger RNA from Monascus purpureus, 2722 nucleotides. The record is from the annotation of a GenBank genome assembly. Lineage: Eukaryota; Fungi; Ascomycota; Eurotiomycetes; Eurotiales; Aspergillaceae.